AUGGCAUUCUGUAAUCCAGUAAAAUGCGUUCAUCCACCUAAUUCUUCUAUUAUAACUUAUAAUAAACAUUCAACUAAUUCAAUUAAAACAUUACUUCGACGUCAACUAUUUAAAAAAUCGAAAACUCCCGUACAUAGUCCAGUUCCAAGUCAUGCAUCAUCAACAACUGCUCGAUUUCAACGUAUCAAAGGAUCUAAUUUUGUCCGUGAAGUUAAUCCAAAGUUAGAAUACAGCAUUAAAACAGACUCAACAAAUAAUUAUGAUAUGACUAUCUUUCAUGAAGAACAACUGGAUGAUACAUACGCAGUUUUAUCUCGUCGCCGAUCAAAAAGAGUUCCUAGUUGGGCUAGAAAAAGUGAACUUCAAUUAGCAUUUAUUAAUCAGAUUUACUUUAAUGAUAAAAAUCCAGAAGAUAUCUUUGGUACUGUUGAAAUCGAUGCAGCACAUGAAAUGGUUAAAUCACUUGAAUUUUACGACUCUGAACUGUCAUCAAAUUUUUCUUUCUCUAUGUUUUCUCCGAAUUUUGUAUAA
Messenger RNA from Rotaria socialis, 531 nucleotides. The record is from the annotation of a GenBank genome assembly. NCBI's taxonomy places the organism in Eukaryota, Metazoa, Rotifera, Eurotatoria, Philodinida, Philodinidae.